CGCAAAGAAUGUAAGUUAUGCUCCCUUUGUCUCCCUAAGACGCUUGUUCUCUCCCUCCUCCCCCCCCCCUCCCUGCCUCUCCCCCUUCUCCUUUCUUUCUGACUUGCUUUGUUUUAUGGGAGAAUGCAGGGACAGUUCAUGUGCAAAGUCUCUCCCCUCUGCCUAAAGCUUCAACCUACCCUCACCCCAAUUUCAGGAGGGCCCUGGCAUAUUUGGGGUAUGUGUGUAUGUGUGUGUUUACUCUCAAGUAAACACCACCGAUUCAAGCCACUUGGUUCAAGCAAACUCCGCAGGAUUGGCGCCUUAGAGGAGAUGACAUAUAGAAGUAUGCUUCUCUCUGUGUGUGUUUUAUGUGUGAGUGAUCACCCAUCCACGCUGCAAUAAUAAUAAUAAUAAUAAUAAUAAUAAUAAUAAUAAUAAUAAUAAUAAGGGCAAACCCCUCCAUUACUUAGUGGAUGCAUUAUUUUUUUAAAGGCCACUUCUUCACUUCCACUCCAUCCCACCAUCUCCUUCCUGUGUUCAUAUUUCCUCUGACUCUUUCAGAAGGAAAGAAAGACAAGGUUUCUCUGCUGUGUUCAGUGCACACUAUCUACACAUAUACAUUUUUGGAGAGAAUGGGGUGUAAGGGAGAAAAAAAAAAGAAAGCUCUCAUCUUCAGCUUUGGAGAAAUGGGGGGGGGGGGGGGAGGAAGAGAAGCGACCCGACCCUUUUGUAGUCGACACAAAAAAGACAGGAUACAGCAGCUUUGAAAGCAGUCCAUAGGUACACUUCCGCAGCCCAAAAAUGCCAGUUUUACAGCUCUGUUUGUCUCACUGCUGAGGGUGCUGAAUAGGAUGGAACAAAACAGGACCCCAGAACCGGCUAGACGUCUGGCCUUAAUUGUUUUAUGGUUUAAAUAAGGUGGGUGCUCUUCUCUUUGAAACCGGAUUAUUGGAAUGUUUUGUCUACCAGCAACAAACAACAGACGCACAUUGCCCCCCUCCCCAAUUCUCUCUCUCUCUUUUCCCCCUCCACUCCAGGCCAUUGCACACCCCUCCCUCCCCAGAGAGGAAAAGCAGAGAAGGAGAGGGGACAAUCUUUGAAAACACAGGGGGGUGAAAUAGGAAGGAAGCUGGCCAGGAAUGGUGAGAGAAGCUGCUCCAUUUCCCUCGCUAUUUUGUGCCAUUUUAGUGUGUAGGUGCUUUGUUGUCACUGUGAGGAUGAUGCGUGGUGGGUACUACACAGGCAGGAAACAAUGAUUGACGUGUUUCUGCUGGUACACAUGUACACACACAUAUAUAAAUAUUUCUUUCAACAUAUAUGGACUUUGCCUGUGAUCAUCGUAGUGGUAAUAUUCAAGUAAUUUCCACUUUUCUUGACAGAAUUGAUAAAACAAGCAGUAGGAAAGUGCUUGAGGUCCAGUUCGGAUUUGGUUCGGGAAUGAUAAUUUUUUAGAAUUUUUGUUAUUAUUUUUUGAACUCAGAGGUCUGAUUUCUUUGCUUUAGGUAUGUAUGUACACACAUGUAUAGACAUAUAUUGAUAUGGAUACAUACAAAUAAGCUGAUAUUUUCAGAUCUUUUAUUUUUAUUUUUUUUGAGCUCUGAGGUCUUCACCAGAAUUUACCCAUGUACACAUAGAUAGACAUAUAGAUAGAUAUGGAUACAUUCAAAUGCAUAUAUGCAUUCAUAUCUACCCAUCAAUCAUAUCAAUCAACCGAAAUGGUUUGCUGUUCGGUUUGCUGUUCAUCGACUGAAGUAUGAACAGUCCAUUCAAAACACUUGUAUUCGUUUGGCCAUGGUAAAUGUAUAUUUAUACAUAUAUAUGUAUAUGUGUGUAUACAUAAUCGUCUCCUUUUGUUUCUUUCCCCUUUUUAACCGAAUCAGAAUCAUUUGCAGAGGAAAGGGGUGGAAGGAUGUUUUUCAAAAGGGUGGAGAUUCUUGAUGGGCGAUUUUCCCAUUCCCCCCACCUCUCUUUAUUUAACCCCAAGGUUUUAUUUUGAAGGCGGUGCCUUGAGGAAAGCUAACGCGAGAUGGCGCUGUUGCUCAAUCUUAGAAGCCACCAGCUGCUUUCUUGACGUCGCUGGUGUGGUUUUGCACCUCUAGGCCUCUCGCUGGGAAUGCAAAGGAAGCAGACCUCAAAGCUGAAGAAAUACAAGUAUAUCAGCUAUAUGAGAAUAUCAGCUGCGGCUUGAAAAAUCAGGUCCAAUCCGGGGUGGACAAUUGCGAAUCCUGUAUUUUUUAAAAAUGUGGAAAUUAGUUUGCCUCCACCCUUUUUCAUACAAAAUCCAUAGAUGUAAAAAAAAAGAAAAAAAGAAAAGAAAGAUCCAUUGACGGCUAGGAAAACAACCAAACAAUUUGGUAGGGGUUUUUUUUUUUGGCAACACCUCUGCUUUGUGUGUUUUCUUUAUUAAACCUACAAGAACCUUUUAAAAGAAUAUUACUAUAAGAAAAGCGCCAAUGUUUUAAUAGCCGUGAAUAUGGGUGUUUUGGAAGUGGAACAAUGCAGCAUGUUUUAUUUCCAAUCAUAAGAUACAACACAAUCACAAUGUACAACAGCAUCAGUAAUUUCAAAAAUAGAAAAAUACAUCCAGGAGGAAAUAAGCUGCAUUUUUAUCAACCUUGAAACAAAAACAAAAAAAGAACCGCUUUUAUUAAAAUUGAGAAAACAUUAUCUGAUUGUAUUGUAUUAAAUGUUCUCCUUUAAAACUAUCAACUUCUUCCAGUGACGGGUUUCUGGGGGUCCUUCCACACAGCCAUAUAACUCAAAAUAUCAAGACAGAAAAACUCACAAUAUCUGCUUUGAACUGGGUUAUCUGAGUCCACACAGCCAUAUAUCCCAGUACAAAGCAGAUAAUGUGGGAUUUUAUUCAGCUGUGUGCAAGGGGCUCCAGUCUCUUUUCUGUCUCAGAAUAUUAUGCACAACCUAUUGUUUCCCUGAAUUUUUAGUUCUGUUCCCUUUUAAAAAAUAAAUAAAUCAAUAAAAUCAAGAUGUGGGCGAGUUGGGUGGGUAAGGGGAAAUCCACAACUUUCUGCCAACACCGAACUUAUUCAUCUUGCUCCAGAUCAUAUUUUGCAAAGCCUGCAUUUACAGAGCCUGACACCGAAUCUGUGGCAACAGCCGGAAGGUUUAACUGCUGGAAUUUUAAAACUGCAAAGACAUAUCGAUCACGCUCCCUGAGAAAUUAUCCCAUUGACUCUGCAAGUCUUAUCUGCCAAUUAAGCUGGGACUAACCCAUGGGGCUGUUACAUGGGCUGUUUCAGAGCUUGGCUACAGUGUUUUCUUCCAUCACAUUUGGCAAGUGAUCUCCUCUCUGUGUGUAUUUGAGACCACCAGUGUAGCAUUUCAUGUGCAAUUUUCGUACAACACAACACAAAGGGAAAUUAAACAGGUAUUGGCAUCUUUGGGCAAGAAAGGCAAAUAGAAAAUCUCCUCUCGGCGGAUUUCUUACACACUUGGGUUGGAAAAAACGGUUCUGUGCCUUUGUUGAAAAAAAAAUUACAAGCUAGUGACAGACUUAGGUUCUGUGAAAAUGAGACAAGAGGAACGUCAGAAUUAAAGCUGCUUUGCUAACAAAAGGCAGUGAAAAGUGUAAGAAAGUAAAUACGCUGGGAGAUUGGGUCUGAAGGAUGUUUGACUGUUCUGCCCACUUCAUAACAGUUGGGAUUUCCCCAGCCUUGCCUUGUAUAGACACACACCCACACCUGAAAUUAAUUUGCUUGACAUUUUCAGGGGGGGGGGGAUAUUAGAGGAAGAGGAGAAAGAGGGUUGCUGCUGCUGCUGAGUUUAUGAAAGGGCCUUGAGGAGAGUUAAUUUAUAGAAGUGAGUUUGAUUUUUGUCGUUUCUAAGAGCCAUUAUAUACACACACACUCACGCGUCCAGCACACACGCACCCACAACCCAGGAAAUAUUAAUUUGCAAACUUUAGAAAGAGGGAAGGCUUCUGGUUUUAUGCUUCUGUUUAAUGGCCUGAGCUUUUUUUUUUAAUGCAGUCGUAAAAAUGAAGUCUCCCAACUGGAAGCUUUCAGCCAGUGGUCAUUCUGGCGGGGGUGGGGUGUACGUAUGUUUGUGUGGAAAGGCUGCAGAAGAGCUCUUUGCUAGGCUUCACAUACAACAGACAUGCUCCAUGCCUAGGAUAUUGGACAGUUGUCCAGCACUUAGUUGUAGAAAAGAGGCCACGCUACCCGGAAACACUGACUCUCCCUCCCUUUUACAUUGCCCAAUGCUCAGAGAAGACAUUUCCUGAAGAUACCACUCCUUACUUCUCUUCCUUUUCUUCUGGGAUGAGAGGGUUUACCUUUGGGUCCAAAGAAAAUAGAAUAACAUACCACAAUCCUCAUUAUUGUUAGGUAAAUAUAUAUACAUGCAAAAAAUAUUCAUCUCCAGCUGAGGAAAAAUCAUUUGUGUUGUUGUUAUUGUGGUGGUGUUUUCCCCCCACUAAAGCAUUUUACUUCACUCCCGGGCCCUUCCACACAGCCAUAUAACCCAGAAAAUCCCACAAUAUCUGCUAUGAACUGGGUUAUUUGAGUCCACACUGCCAUAUAUUUCAGUUCAAAGCAGAAAAUGUGGAAUUUUAUUCAGCUGUGUGGAAGGGGCCCCAGAAUAUCAAAGUAGAUAAUCUACAAUAUCUGCUUUGAAUUGGGUUAUCUGAGUCCAUACUGCCAUAUAUUCCAGUUCAAAGCAGAAAAUGUGGGAUUUUAUUCAGCUGUGUGGAAGAGGCCCCCCUUCCCCAAAAAUCACAACACACCACAUGAAGAGUAGGGACAAUUCCAUUGCUAAAGGUUGGAGCUGAGUUUGUCACCAGCAUCUGGCCUACUCUCAGGGACUGCUGUUUAAUACCUUACCCUUUCUAGUAAUAAUAAUAAUAAUAAUAAUAAUAAUAAUGACCCGGGGGUGGCAUUUUAUCCCCAUUACCUGUUGAAGUAACCUAAAUUGACCUCUCUGGCGCAUGUAUUUGCUCAGACAAGUGAAGAGGCUCCUUUGCAGAAGGGAGGGGGGAGAGGAACAGCACCUAAGGGUAUUCCUGCGCACCUUUCAUAACCCUGUUUCAUUCACCAGAUAUGAGGGCGGCUCUGUUUUUGUUCCCCUUUUCCUGCUGGAGAAGGGCUGGUUCUUUUUCACCUCCCCGUCACCCCACGAGCCCCCUGAUUUCCUUGUCAUUUUCUUCCUAGCCUGUCUUGUGCUGCCGGUGGAUUGAUGAAUCCAGAUCGCGUGUGAGCCAGAGAGAGAGAGAGAGAGAGAGAGAGGCUCACCACCGGGAUUUUGAGGAAUUUGCCUGUGGUGUUAAAGGGAAGGGAAGAAGUAAGAGAAACUGCGAGAGAACUCUACCUAUCGACGGAUAUAAGAGAAGUCAAGAGCAUUAGGCAUAAGCAGCAGCCAUACCCACUCAGGCACUAUGAAGCGUCUUUGAGGGGGAGAGGGAGAGAGAGAGAGAGAGAGAGAGAGAGAGAGAGAGAGAGAGAGAGGAAGGGAGAGGGGGCAGAGAGAGAGAGAGCAGAGAGAGAGAGAGAGAGCGCCAGCAUUUUUUUAAAACAAAAAACAAAAAAACAACCCACAACCAGCCACUAACCAGGACUUUGCAGAGUCCAGGGAGAGGGAAAAGCGAGGGUCCUUUAGCCCUGAUCUCUUAACAACAGAAUUAAAGACUUCCUUUUCUUUUUUUUCUUUUUUUCCCCCAAGAAGGGCAUUAUUUAUUUAUAUUUGGGGGGAAAGGAGGUUGGCUUUCCCCUCUUUCUUUCUUCCUUCCUUCCUCUCCUCUCCUCUCAUGCGAGAGCCAUGAGUUCCUAUUUUGUCAAUCCGCUCUUCUCCAAGUACAAAGGCGGGGAGUCCUUGGAGCCAACUUACUACGACUGCCGAUUUCCACAAAGUGUAAGCAGAAGCCAUGCUCUCGUGUACGGUCCGGGCACCACGGCUCCCAGCUUCCAACACCCUUCCCACCACGUCCAGGAGUUCUUCCACCACGGCACUUCCAGCAUCUCCAACUCGGGAUACCAGCAAAAUCCAUGCGCCUUGGCGUGCCACGGAGACGCGUCCAAAUUCUAUGGAUACGAAGCCCUACCCAGGCAGUCGCUUUAUGGUGCCCAGCAAGAGGCAACCGUGGUACAAUAUCCUGACUGUAAAUCCUCUUCCAACAGUAACUCUAGCGAGGGACAAGGGCAUUUAAAUCAAAAUUCUUCUCCCAGCCUUAUGUUCCCAUGGAUGAGACCUCACGCUCCCGGAAGGCGCAGUGGCAGGCAGACUUACAGCCGGUAUCAGACCUUGGAGCUAGAGAAGGAAUUCCUCUUCAACCCCUAUUUGACACGGAAGCGGCGCAUUGAGGUCUCUCAUGCCCUGGGACUGACAGAGAGGCAGGUCAAGAUAUGGUUCCAGAACCGGAGGAUGAAAUGGAAGAAAGAAAACAACAAGGAUAAACUCCCCGGAGCCAGGGACGAGGAGAAAACCGAGGAGGAAACCAACGAGGAAGAGGAAAAAGAAGAGGAGGAAAAAGAAGAAAGCAAGGACUGAGGCUCUCCCUCAGCUCCUUGAAGUCCUCGUUUUAUGGCAGAUGAUAAAUCGAGAUGUUUACGACGGUCAUUCGCUUUUAUAGAGUAUAGAAUGGAGAGACUCUCACACAACAGUAACUACCUGUCAAACAGUUGUAUUCUCCCCCCCCCUUUUUUUUUGUUUUUGUUUUUACAAUCAUAGAGCCUCCCCUGGUUUUCCACCAUUCCUUAUAGCUAUUUUUCCUUCCCUCCCCUCCCCCCGCAAAAAAUAAUUUAAUUCUCCUCCCAAAUAAAUAAAAGUAGGACUGGAUUGACUACAACCCAACCUAAAUCCAGCAUGAUCCAUUUUAAUAGCAAUGGAUCUCACCAGCAGCAGCAGCAAGAGUGAAACCCCUCUGCCUUGCUUCCCCCCUUUCCUAUAUUUUAGUUAUGAGCAAAUACAUCCUAUCUUAGAUAUUUAUUUGAAGACCAGGAAGAACUUUCCCUUCUUCUAGGUCUUGUUCUCCACCUCACCCCCAAGUUUAAUAAUAUAAAAGGGAUUGGUGGCUGGGUGGGGAGUGUGCUUUUUGCUUAGAUUUUACUUAUAGCAAAUCUUUUUUUUUUUAAGACAAAUGCCAACCAACAACAAAACUAUCUACCUACCUAUUCUGCCACGCUAAGAUCCAAUUUGGAUUUUUAUUUUGUAGCUGUCAGUCUGUAUCAACCCGAAGGACAAUAUUUUGGGGUGUUUGUGUUUGUGUUGGAGGGGAGAUGGAGGCUUGACAGAUGCCUUGAAGACAGAGCCACAUGCUUCCAAUAUAUAUAUACAUACAUAUAUAUAU
Molecule: messenger RNA, 7279 nt
Organism: Anolis carolinensis (green anole)
Lineage: Eukaryota; Metazoa; Chordata; Lepidosauria; Squamata; Anolidae
Gene: hoxc8
Product: homeobox C8
Exons: 2
Coding region: 5752-6480 (242 amino acids)
Biological process (GO): regulation of transcription by RNA polymerase II
Cellular component (GO): nucleus
Molecular function (GO): RNA polymerase II transcription regulatory region sequence-specific DNA binding; DNA-binding transcription factor activity, RNA polymerase II-specific
Source: RefSeq, a predicted model, not a curated record